This is a messenger RNA of Oppiella nova, 746 nucleotides long. The record is from the annotation of a GenBank genome assembly. Lineage: Eukaryota; Metazoa; Arthropoda; Arachnida; Sarcoptiformes; Oppiidae.
AGGACGCGACGGCACAGAUGGCAAUGUUGCAGUUCAUCUCCAGUGGCAUCCCCAGGGUUGCCGUCCCCUCAACCAUACACUGCGAUCAUCUGAUCGAAGCCCAGGUCGGCGGCGAUAAAGACUUGGCCCGAGCGAAGGACAUCAACAAAGAGGUCUAUAAGUUCUUGAGCACUGCUGGAGCUAAAUAUGGAGUCGGCUUCUGGAAACCCGGCAGUGGUAUCAUUCAUCAGAUAAUUUUGGAGAACUAUGCCUUUCCUGGAGUAUUGCUCAUCGGAACCGAUAGUCACACUGUAAACGGUGGCGGAUUAGGAGGUCUGUGCAUUGGUGUGGGCGGUGCUGAUGCGGUCGAUGUGAUGGCAGACAUCCCAUGGGAGUUGAAGUGUCCGAAUGUGAUUGGAGUACAUCUGACGGGAAAACUUAGCGGUUGGACGUCUUCUAAGGACGUUAUCCUUAAAGUGGCCGAUAUUUUGACAGUAAAGGGCGGAACGGGUGCUAUCGUUGAGUAUUACGGGCCGGGCGUCGACUCAAUCUCGUGCACAGGGAUGGGAACCAUCUGUAAUAUGGGCGCUGAGAUCGGGGCCACGACUUCAGUGUUUCCCUACAAUAAGCGAAUGAAAGAUUACUUGUCGGCCACUAAUCGUAAGGACAUCGCAGAGGCCGCCGAUCAGAACAAAGACCUAUUGACCGGUGAUUCCGGUGCUAAAUACGAUCAGGUGAUUGAAAUCAAUUUGUCGGAACUGGAGCCU